AUGGAAGUCGAAGACAAACUGAGUGCUGCAGUGGAAGCCCGAGCUCGCCAAUCGGACGAAAUGGAUCGCAGACGCUCGUUUAUCACGGCAACUGACCGUGUGCACGCCAACCGCAAGAUGCAAAAGCAGAAGGAGGAACGCAUUGAAUACAAGGCGUCUUGUGAGCGUGCUGCCGAGCUGGAAGCAAGGCAGGCUUGGGCUGCCAUCGCCGAGCAGGUAGCUGCUGAAGUGCGUACCGCCACGCUCACGUGGCUAGAUAGUAUCGAAGCAAAAGAUCAGAUAAACGCCGAGGCUACACGAAUUUUCGAGACAGAUGCGAAGUGGAUUUGCGACGAGCUAGCUCGAGACCCAGACAAUGCUCCGUUCAGAAUACUGCCGCGGGGUUGUCGCUGGCAAGUCUUCUUGGAAGCCCCUCAUGGCGCUGUAACACGGAAGCUCACCAAGGCAUUUUACCUAAACACGGUGACGUAUGAGAAGCAUUGGUGCGAUGAAGUCGUCAUUGAGGAGUGCGAAAGCAUUGCUCGGGAGGCUAUUAUCCUGUGGCGAAUCGAUGAUGCACUUGUACGGCUCAACGAAAAGGAGGCCGAGUGGGCUCACCAAAGGCGCCAGAACAUCGCCGCCACACGUAUCCAGAUGAUGUUUCUUUGUCGACAGGCGCGGUCUGUGUGUCGGCGCAUUAUCCGGAACUCAUUUGUCAAACGGAUAGAGCCCAGCUCGGGCGAAGUUGUGUAUUUCAAUCUUGCUCGACCGCAAGAAGUUCGACGGCAACCUCCGAAGUUGAUUGGUAGUGACGAGCCUCUCAUUCCUGUCGAGUCUUCAACUUGGGUGUAUCGUCAAGACAACCAGAGCAGCGGGUACUAUGAGCGGAUAGACACGGGCGAGACGUCGUGGGGACCCCCAGAUCACUACAUUCUCUGUACGCGCUGCUCCGUUCAUUUCGUGACGAGGCGAAAAGUGUCGAGCGGCGCUCGCUACUGCAUCGGAUGCUAUGCGACCUUCCGUUAUGCUGCCAGAAGGGAGAUAGCGACUCUUGUCGAGGAAGAUAGCGGCUGGACCAAGAUGCCUGUGCAGCCUGCGAUCUGCAUGGUUUGUCGAAAUGCGGCAGCCCACUUCGUGUGCACAGACUGCAAGCACGACGCCACAUGUACACGUUGUUUCAACGCAGUGCACGGGAGGCUUGCAAAGAGCAAAACUCAUAGUGCGCCGAUUCCGCUAGUGAACCGGUUAUCCGAGUCCAAUAUGAGGGCGUGA
This is a messenger RNA of Phytophthora sojae, 1251 nucleotides long. RefSeq lists its product as hypothetical. The transcript has a single exon. Gene Ontology annotation, molecular function: protein binding. Bases 1 to 1251 code for a protein of 416 amino acids. Lineage: Eukaryota; Oomycota; Peronosporomycetes; Peronosporales; Peronosporaceae. The record is from RefSeq and is a predicted model, not a curated record.